Molecule: messenger RNA, 3967 nt
Organism: Bactrocera latifrons
Lineage: Eukaryota; Metazoa; Arthropoda; Insecta; Diptera; Tephritidae
Product: cysteine-rich motor neuron 1 protein
Exons: 11
Coding region: 2948-3646 (232 amino acids)
Biological process (GO): regulation of cell growth; regulation of signal transduction
Cellular component (GO): extracellular region
Molecular function (GO): insulin-like growth factor binding
Source: RefSeq, a predicted model, not a curated record
UAAUUGCUGAAACCUAAAUGGUUUGUUGUUGGAAACUGUAACAAAAAUCAAGCAGUGGAGUGAGAGACUGCGUGUUGUUGCGCUAAUACACYAAUUAAGAGAUCAAAAGWAUUGAUGAGUGGCURUGAGAGWCAGCGUGAGUAUGUUGSAAUGUGYUACCGUUUGACYUUCAUACUCAUUGCAAAUAGUGGAAUUUGGUGAACAGUUGCUUCUCCGUUAAAGUGUAGAAAAUUGGCAAACUGGACGAUGAAUUGUUAAUAAUUAAUUAAUAAAAUGUACUUAAAAGUGUUUUAAAAUGUUUAGUGAAGUGUUUAAAGUGUAGGGCAAGUGAAAAGUGUACAAAUAGUGUAGCGAAAAAGUGUGUUAAGGUGCUUAAAAAAACUUGUGUGCGAAAUCUAAUUGGAAUGCAAAUUGUUUGUGCAGUCGGUACGGUUUAUAGGAGUCAAAGGAAAUGUUAAAAUAAAUAUUUAAAGGUGACAUGUAAAACGAAAAUAUCAUGAAUGGGCAUCGUUUCGUAUACUAUGUAUGUAUGUAUUUUUAGUAUGUGCAUAAGUGAAUACGUGUCGAGUUCGGUUCGUUUUGAUUUACUUAUUUAUAUCGGUAUAAUCUACAGUAGUGCGCGGAAGAAAAGCGUGUAAGUAAUUAAAAAAUAUUAAAUAUCUAAUAAUAAUUAAUGAGCGGUAAAAGUGUGAAGUGCGGUAAUCGAUGUAUGCGUUCAUGCAUUGUUGUAAACAUUAAGUUCCAUAAACACUUUGCAAUGAAAUGACCAUAAUAUUGUGCUCAGAGGCGGUUAAUCCAUAUUUCCACAUUCAUACAUAUGUAUAUUAAGCAAAGAAUGCGAGCAGUAAUAGCAGAUUUCUUUGGUAGUUUCAUUUGAGUGAGUUGCUACAGAGUCCAGACGAAAUUAGAGCUUAGUUAUUUCAACUUGCCCUCAAAUUAAUCAGUCCCCUCAAAUACACAAACAACUAUAACUAACAGUACGGUUUCAUAACGGAAAAGUGUCUUUUGAGCCCAUGAUGAAUGGCAGUUCACAUUCAAUACCGAGGAGCAGUGAAACAGGUGCUGUAAAACAAACACAAUGUAAAAGGAAUGGCGCAAAAACAAGAAGCACGCAUGCAAAAAACUCGCAACGCACUUCUACUGCUUAUGCACUCUUCUUUCUCUCCCACUGUACUAUAUAAUUGCUGAAACCUAAAUGGUUUGUUGUUGGAAACUGUAACAAAAAUCAAGCAGUGGAGUGAGAGACUGCGUGUUGUUGCGCUAAUACACYAAUUAAGAGAUCAAAAGWAUUGAUGAGUGGCURUGAGAGWCAGCGUGAGUAUGUUGSAAUGUGYUACCGUUUGACYUUCAUACUCAUUGCAAAUAGUGGAAUUUGGUGAACAGUUGCUUCUCCGUUAAAGUGUAGAAAAUUUGCAAACUGGACGAUAAAUUGUUAAUAAUUAAUUAAUAAAAUGUACUUAAAAGUGUUUUAAAAUGUUUAGUGAAGUGUUUAAACUGUAGAGCAAGUGAAAAGUGUAUAAAUAGUGUAGUGAAAAAGUGUUUUAAAGUGCUUGAAAGAAGUGGUGUGCGAAAUCUAAUUGGAAUGGACAUUUUUUGCGCAGUCGGUACGGGUUCGUUCGUAUGUGUUGUGUGCGUGUAUGCAGACAAGAUGCAACAGUAGUAAAAAAAUGUGCUACUUAAAUUUCAAUAUUAUGUGCUGCAUAAAUUUAUUAAAAUUAUUAUUUUAGAAAAAAUAAGAGAAGUCAAAAGAAAUGUGGUAAUAAAAUAUGCCCUGCAAAUCGAAAAUUAAUAAAAUUCUGUCGUGAAGGGCCACAUGCAUAGUAAUGAACGGGUAUCGUUUCGUAUAUUAUGUAUGGUAUGUGAGUACGCGUCGGGUUCGGUUCGUACGUAUCGGUAUAAAGGGUAGUGUGCGGUAGCGUGUGCGUAAUUGAAAAAAAGAGCAAAAUAUAGUAAGAAUUAAUGAGUGGUAAACGUGUGAAGUGCGGUAAUCGUUGUAUGCGUUCGUCCAUUGAUAUAAACAAUAAGUUCCUUAACGACUAGGCAAUGAAUGGAGGUCCAAUAUAGCAAACAAAGGCGUCUUAAUUUUCAUAUGCGGCAGUAUGCAAGUAACAGGUGAUAGUUUUGUUGCAACUACGAAUACAAAUACACAAAAAUAUGCAGCAUUUUCGGCAUUCAUAUGUGACGACGACAGCCAACAGCCGACAGCAAACGAGAAAAACGCUUGCCAAAUGAGACUGUAGGCGGAAAGAGGAAAGCUGGCACUGCUCUAGGCGCAAUUUCUUAAAUCAAAUAUGAAAGUAUGUGUAAUAACAACAAAAAAUAAUGCACAAAGUCCAAAAUAUUGCACGAAAAAAUUAAACUAAACUAAAGAAAUGCGAAAUGUGCGGCAAAAAAUGAUAAAGUGCGUGAAAGAAACAAGCGAGUGAAACUGUCUAAUACAAAUACCGUUACAUACAAACUUGUAUCAGUAAAUCGUGGUGUUUUGUAAAAGUUAAACUUCAUUUCAGCUGUCUGUGUGUGCUUUCAUAUAAAAGUGCAGAAUUUUUACAUAACUCAUGCCACUGCAAUCAUGAGCAGACAUCUAUCUACAUUGACAUGUUUGACAUAUUGUGCUGUUAUUUUGUAUUUGCUUUGUAUGCUGUUUGACAACAAAAGCAAGGACACGGCCCGAGGACAGCAGUGAUUUUCAUGCAGCACAGCACCAUUAGACAAUAAUAAAAAUCAUGGCAAUACUACAACUUCAGCGACAACAACGACCACAGCAGCGACUGAUAACAAAUGUUGAGAUAAAACUCAAUUUUUGUAGAUAAAAAUUCGUCUAACAAAUUUUCAUGCUAAGUGGCUAUAAUCGAAACUACCAAAGAAAAAAUAUUUAAACUCAAACAGAGCACAUCCAAACCUCGACAAGUUGAUUUCCUCGCUAUAGUUGGAGAGCACGUGAGCCAAAAUGUGCUCGACAACACAAUUCUGUUUGCUCAACCUGCGCACAUAUUUAAUUUAUUUAUGCUGCUAUCUGCUUAUAAUGGUGGCUGCAGGUAGCCGUGUAGUUGACGGUUUAAAGUGUUAUUGUAAUCCGAAAGAAUGUGAUGUUAUACGUUCGCUGGAUUGUCCAGGCAAGGGUAUGAUGCUGUGGGACCCAUGCAAAUGUUGUCGCAUUUGCGCCAAAACACUUGGCGAAACUUGUGGUGGUCCGGGUGGAUUCUCCGGUCAGUGUGAACCACCACUACAGUGUGUCACAAGAUUGCCCAUUUCCAGCGGUCUAGGCGUUUGCAUGGAUCUCCCCUCGUCAUCAUCCUCCCUGCAUUCCACAUAUCACAGCAGUAAAUACAAUACGAAUUGUACAAACGAUGAGACAAUAGUGAUAGAGCCUGGCUGCGAAAUCACCAAUAAACGCUGCCAAUGCUGGCCAACGUUGCGCGUGUGUAGCACAAAUAGUAUCGACGAUACGGAUGCACCGGCGACGACAGAUAUACGAUGGCAUUUCAAGACCUUGGAGGACUGCCAGUUAAAUUUACAAAACCUGAUCAAAAUCGAAAUGGAAUUCGAUGAAGAUUACACAAUUUCGCCGAGCACCACUUUCACAUAUAAAAAAUUGCGAAGGAAGCGCAGAGCGUUAAGGAAACACAGAACGACCAUUAAACACUGAGUAAACAGCGAAUUGGGCAUUAUUCCUGUACAACCACUUAGACACAACCACCAAUAAACCCUAGACAGAACUUGCUAAGAGCAUCCUAUUGCAAAAAGACGCGCAGUUAAUGAACGAAAUAAAGUUAAAUUUAAUGGCAUAGAGUUUAAUAUUAACAUAACAUAAGUGAUAAGAGAUAUAUACCAUAAAUGAGUAAUUAAGCAUAAAUGUGUGUAAAUGUGGAAGAGAAGAGCAAAUCUAUACUAAAACUGAUGAAAUAUUUGUAAAAAGUAAUUGCUGUAAAAGUAUUAAAAAAAAUAAUAAUAAUUGAGUAGUUAGGUG